Motacilla alba alba is the source of this 1938-nucleotide messenger RNA. Its product is annotated as C-type lectin domain family 2 member B-like. The transcript has 6 exons. NCBI's taxonomy places the organism in Eukaryota, Metazoa, Chordata, Aves, Passeriformes, Motacillidae. The record is from RefSeq and is a predicted model, not a curated record. The coding region runs from base 189 to 833 and encodes 214 amino acids.
GAUCGGCUCCAAUCUGCGGCGGGCAGCGGCCGUGCCCGCUGUGUCGGGCCGGGAGCGCAGCGGCCGCGGCACCCGGAGCCCGGCGAGGCGGCGGCGGAGCUCGGAGCGGCUCCAGCCCAGGGUGCCACCAGCGCCGCUGUAAAGCUGCUCCCGAGGCCGAGCUCCCAAAGGCUUUGCCAGCGCUCCUGAUGUCUAAGGAGCAGGGCGCUGUUUAUUCAACACAGAGAGAUGCCGGCUGUGAGCUGGAGGAGAGUGAACCCUGCUCCACUCGUGGAGCUGUGACAAAGCCUCAGGAGGACAGAUCAGCAACGUGGAAUACACUCAGAAGAUUCCUGGGUGAACGGCUCAGGCGCCAUCCCGAGGGCACGGCGCUGCUGAUCCUGCUGCUGCUGCUGCUGCUGCUGGCUCUGCUGGUGGCCUUGGCUGUGCUGGCAGCUCCGCAGGCUCCAGUGACAGCUGCCACUCCACAGUGUGUUCUGGGCUGUCCCCCUGACUGGAUUGGGCACAAGGGGGUCUGCUACUACUUCUCAAGGGAUUACGGCACCUGGGAGCAGGGUCAGGAACGCUGCUCCGAGCUGAACGCCUCCCUGGCCAUUGCCAAGGAUGAGGAGGCCAUGGAUUUGCUCUUCCGCCUCCGCGGGAACGGCGAUUACUGGCUCGGGCUGCGCAGACGGGGCCAGCGCCUGCACUGGGGGGACGGCAGCAGCUACAGCUCCCGGGUUCCUGUCUUUGGCGAUGCUGAGUGCGCGUACCUGGCCGACGAGAGAUUCAGGAGUGAGAACUGCUCAAAUCCGCGGCCGUAUGUCUGCAGCAAGGCCCAAGCUCCCCUGUGACGGGGGCUGCAGAAAGGACCUUCUCCACGCUGGGCAGUGCCAGCUUCCCCUCUCAGCCCAGCCCAGGGCUGUCCUUCCUCAGCUGCACCCUGUGCCUUGCACUGCCUCUCAGGGUCACCUCAGUGCCUGUCCAUCCCCAGAGCCAGCGCUGGGCUGGGGCUGCAAAGGAAACGUCUCUGCAAUCCAUCCUGCCACCCAUGCUGCCUGCAGGGAGUGCAGUGCCCUCAUGACACAACCAGCUCCCAUGGGAAAUCCAAAUCGCCCUGGCCUCUUGGAAAUCAUUACAAACUGGUGUGAAUGUCACACUUUUGGACUGUCCAUGGAAGAGGAAGCAGAACAGCUGACACAUGGUGAGGAGGAAUCCCACGUUGAUCAUCAGGCACCUGACUGUGAGCAAGGCUCUGUCAGCUGCUGCCUCUUUGUCGCCUUUGGAGGAGGGAUGGUCGGAGCUGCUGCUUGGGGAAGGGAAUUCCCUGCCAUUGGCCAUAACCCGGCCCAGAGGCGCUUCUCCUGCCGUGGGGCGAGGCUGUGCCUGUGCGAGCAGCCCCGCACGGGCCCUUCCUGUCCCCCGUGGUGCCCGAGGGCCCUGUCCCCCUGCUCGCUGCCCGGGACCCUGCGCUCGCCUCUCCCUGCCCUGCCCAGCCCCGGCUGCCGCCAGCGCCCCUGCCGGCCGCGCCCGGAACUGCAGCGAGGGGCGAGCGCUGCGGCCGGGCCGGGCCGGGGCUGGGUGUGCGCCUGCGCGGGGCCCGCGCUGCGCUGGGGCUGGAUGGAGCUGCUGCAGCAAUGGAGAGCGUGCGGGACUGAGGGGUGAUUUUUAUACUAAUGAAGGAUCUCUAUGAGAGCUCCUUAAUUUCACAAUUACAAUAAUUCGGAGGGAGGGGGUUUACAUUUUCCAUUGCCUUCCCUAGCAGACACCUGUCCUUCAAACCAGAACACCCCAUCCCUCUGUGCCCCGCUGUGGGGAGGAGGGAGGGAGGGAUGGAAUAGGGGAUAAAGUGGAGCCCAGGAAGGAGAGAUCAGUGUGGGGAAGGUGCAUUUUUAGGAUUUGUGGUACUUCUCACUCAGUUGCUUUCAUUUGUUUGAUAAUAAAUUCAAUGAAAUUUAA